AUGAUUCACCUCUACUUGGAAUAUUACUUGAAGCGCUGUGACGAUGGGACAAUCGCCGUUAAAGUCCCUGUUGAAAGCUAUGUAGUCGUGGCGCUGAGCAAAUACCUGCGCCAUCCAGCAAUCGGCGGUGAUCUUCUGGUCAAUUUUGUUCAAUGCAAAACUGGAGUUGAGGAUCGACGUGACAGUGUAUGGUUGAAUUUAACUGAGUACGAGGUUAGCUUCUUUCAAGCUGGCGAAUGGCCUACCACCGCUACCUUUUGUCAAUUGCCGACGCUUAAGAACGAUGCCUGGAUCGUCUCCGGUCUCUGUGGCAUCUGUAGACACAUUACCAAAUUCCAUCAGUCUUACUCGCCUAAUCCUAAGAACAUCCUAGGCUUCAAAGGUAACACUCUGCUGGCGCCCGCCGAGGUGUCCAUGUGGACCAAGUUCUGCGAGGUCGAUGUUGAGGCGUGUGUUCGCGAAGUGCUUCAACUUCCUAGUAGCACAUCCAUAGUCCUUCCAACUGAUCUGGGCAAGCUAGAGAGUCAUCUUGCUCAACCUUUGAAAGUUCACAACAUCUACAAAUUGGUCAACAACGUCCAGAACGUGAAGGUUUCUUCAAGCCAAGAGUACGAAAAGUUGAGCGGCGAGACCAAUCGAUUCAACUUCCACGCCAAUCACAAGUUCGCCGAGGGCUAUGACAAAACCCUUGCCGAUGUGAUCAUCUUCAUCUGCAUCCAUUUGAUAAGCAAACGAAUUCCAAAGGAACGGCUGUUGGAUCACCUACCCAGGAUUGCCAGCUGGUACGAUCGCGUUGUAUCCGACGAUAAUUGUGAGCUGCUGGAAGUUUGCGAAGAGCUUCUUCUGAACGACCAAACUCAGUUGGGUGUGUUGGAAGCGGAACAGCUGGAGGUAGAAGUUCCAACGAGUUUCAGUCUCUACAAGGCGGACACUAAGAAACUGAAUCUGUUGGGUGACAAAGUACUUACCACCAAUCAACCGGAAGUGUUGGGAAUCCUGGAGAAGGUUAAACGCUUGGAUUUGCAGGUGGAGAGUUCGCCGAACGAUCGUGAUGACAACCUGUUCGAAUGGGAUGCAGUUCCGUUGGAUGCCAAACCGGAGGGUGGUAAGCUCCCUACCAAACGCAUCGACCGCAAAAAGCACCAGCUGGAAUGCCUUGCCAACGAGGUAAUCGCUCUGGCCAAACCCGGCGACAUCAUAGUGGACUUUUGCUCCGGAACGGGUCAUCUCGGUAUACUGCUAGCAUUCCUGCUUCCGGAUUGUACCAUCUAUCUGCUGGAGAACAAGGAAGAAUCCCAACAACUGGCGAUGGAUCGUGUCGAGCGACUUAGUCUGAAGAACGUAGUUUACUUCCGCUGCAACCUGGACUAUUUCAAGGCACGGUUCGACAUUGGGGUUUCUCUGCACGCGUGUGGAGUUGCCAGCGAUAUCGUACUGGAAAAGUGCUUUACCCAAAGGGCCAAGUUUGUCUGCUGCCCUUGUUGUUACGGAAAACUGUACGAGUUCGACCGAAUCCGCUAUCCUAGGAGUCGUGUCUUCCAAGAAUCGGAAUUGCUGCUGAAGGAAUACCUGUGCCUGGCCCAUUGCGCUGACCAGACCCACGACUUGGACAACAGCCGGACCAACGUGGAAAAAUCUCACCAAGGCUUCUAUUGCAUGGACAUAAUCGACAAGGACCGCCUAUUGCUGGCCGAAGAACUGGGCUACUCCGUGGUGCAGAAACGACUCAGACCUGAGAAUUGCACACCGAAAAACAGACUUUUAAUAGGGACCCUGUGAAUUACACUUCCGAAGAAACUAUCCUGGAUUUCGUUUUGUCAAAUGCGACGAUAAAUAAAUGUUUAUUCUUACUCAGUA
Aedes albopictus (Asian tiger mosquito) is the source of this 1857-nucleotide messenger RNA. RefSeq names its product glutathione S-transferase C-terminal domain-containing protein homolog. The coding region runs from base 1 to 1779 and encodes 592 amino acids. The record is from RefSeq and is a predicted model, not a curated record. Lineage: Eukaryota; Metazoa; Arthropoda; Insecta; Diptera; Culicidae. The transcript is spliced from 2 exons. Gene Ontology annotation, cellular component: cytoplasm.